AUGUCUGGACGCGGCACAGGAGGAAAGCUGAAGGUGAAGAAGCAGACGCGGUCGUCGCGAGCUGGGCUGCAGUUCCCCGUCGGACGGAUCAACCGAUACCUACGGAAAGGCAACUAUGCCGAUCGCAUCAGUGCCGGUGCCCCGGUCUAUCUGGCUGCCGUGCUGGAAUAUCUGACUGCAGAAGUUCUCGAGCUGGGUGGAAACGCUUCACGGGACAACAAGAAGACUCGGAUCACCCCACGCCAUCUGCAGCUGGCCAUCCGGAUUGACGAGGAGUUGAACCGGCUUAUGCUCGGGGUCACGAUUUCGAAGGGCGGCGUUUUGCCAAACAUUCAUGCCGUCCUGCUGCCGAAGAAAACCCAGGAAAAGCGGAACCAGGGGAAUCAUUGGCGAAAGCGAAUUAAAUUCUGACUGCGUCGUUAACAAACCAAACCGUCCUUUUCAGGACGAACAACAUUUUCACGAAAGAGUUACUCUACAAUCAGUUCCUUUUAUAUCAGCAAAUUCCGUAGCCAAUUUAUCCCCUUGUGGCCAAUUCGCAGCCCUGCCCUGCCCCAGUUGAUAAAUGCUUUUGCGCCCGUUCAAAUUUUGCGAAUUGCGAAUGGAAUUGCGUUUAAACUCGCGGAAUUGCAACCACAGUGGCCACUUCGCCACCACCACAAAAAAACCCGCUUCACACUCCCGACCGACCUGGCGGAACUGCUUCCUUCGAAAAGCAACCACCACUAAAACGCGCAACGUGGAAUUGCCACAACGUCACCACCACCGAACGCGCGGAACCGCACCUCAAAAACCUCGCGGAGAGCGAAAGCUUUUUGAGGCAACUUAAAAAAAAACUUCCGCGUAACUUUUUAAGCGGGAACGCAUUGACAGAUCCGCCGACGCCUACUAGAUGCAGAUGCAAUUAUCUGUACAUCCAAAAUUUGGUUUUCGAACCUACAGACAUUGCGGUUGUUGCGACGCAUCCUGGUGGCGAGUAGAAACAUUACUACGGCAUGCGUGAGCGUUUGUUUAUUACGUAACUCAUUUAACAUUUCUAGAAACCAAGCAUUAGAAGCAAAUAGCAAGCGAGUACUUCACGCAGUAACAAUGGCCUAUCUACAAUCACUUAGCUUAGAAUAGUUAAGUAAAGUAAAACGGCCGUCAUCUACAAUCAACUUAGAAAAUUUGCUGGGCUGAUAUACGUUGCUAUGCAAUUGUUGCAAAAUAUGGUAAAAUAGCAAUAUUUGUCAAACGGCGGGUACUUUGUUUACAAUU
This is a messenger RNA of Culex pipiens pallens (northern house mosquito), 1257 nucleotides long. Its product is annotated as histone H2A-like. NCBI's taxonomy places the organism in Eukaryota, Metazoa, Arthropoda, Insecta, Diptera, Culicidae. Bases 1 to 411 code for a protein of 136 amino acids. The transcript has a single exon. Gene Ontology annotation, molecular function: DNA binding; structural constituent of chromatin; protein heterodimerization activity. Gene Ontology annotation, cellular component: nucleosome. The record is from RefSeq and is a predicted model, not a curated record.